UCGCGGUGAGUUGAGUUCCUGCUACAGACACAUGAUGGGAAACUGAAAGCCGUAUGUGCGCUCCUGGAGUUUAACUGCGAAAAGUACAGAAAUCCUACAUGUGGUCGAGACGAUGGAGUCCAAAAUAAAAUAACAGAGGAAACUGAAGCACCGAUCCCUCAGUAGGACUCCAUCAAGCCGAAGGGGCCGCAACAGAAAUGGCAAACCUGAACUGGAAGCCGUUUGUCUAUGGGGGAAUGGCCUCAAUUGUCGCAGAAUUCGGUACGUUUCCCAUUGAUCUCACAAAAACACGGCUCCAGGUUCAAGGGCAGACACACUGUAUGGAGGUCCGGUAUCGGGGCAUGUUCCACGCGUUGUUCAGGAUUGGCCGUGAAGAAGGCAUCCGGGCUUUGUACUCCGGAAUUUCACCUGCACUCCUCCGACAAGCUUCCUACGGGACAAUCAAGAUCGGUACAUACAACACACUGAAGAAACUGUUUGUUAGUCAUCCAGAAGAUGAGACUAUGGUAAUUAAUGUGUUUUGUGGUGUGGUGUCUGGAGUUUUGUCAUCCUCUUUGGCAAAUCCAACUGACGUCCUUAAGAUCCGCAUGCAGGCUCAAGGCAGCCUGUUACAGGGAAGCAUGAUGUCUAAUUUCAUUAACAUUUACCAGACAGAAGGCACACGAGGCCUGUGGAGGGGUGUAAUUCCUACUGCACAGAGGGCGGCCAUCGUGGUGGGUGUAGAGCUGCCAGUUUAUGACAUCACCAAGAAGCAUUUGAUUCGUUCAGGCCUCAUGGGAGACACGGUUUUCACUCAUUUCAUAUCGAGUUUUACGUGUGGUCUGGCAGGCGCUUUGGCCUCCAACCCGGUGGAUGUUGUGAGGACACGUAUGAUGAAUCAACGUGUGCUCGCAGGUAACCCUCUUUACAAGGGCACUCUGGAUGGACUGAUGCAGACCUGGAAAAACGAAGGCUUUUUUGCUCUCUAUAAAGGCUUCUGGCCCAACUGGCUGCGUCUGGGGCCCUGGAACAUAAUUUUCUUCAUCACCUUUGAGCAGCUGAAGAAGCUUCCAUUGUAGAGUUUGUGACUUCACUGAACUGCGUGUAUGUGCUUUUGUGUGUGUCUGGGGCUUCUGUCCUUCAGCAUUCACCAUCCUUUCUUCAUCGCACAUCUAUAAGUAUUUUUAUUUAAGAACAUUUCAUUCUCGUUUGCAUUGUACAUACUUGACCUAUUUAAACACACUUGUUUUUGCACCUAAAUGCUUUAUUUUUCACUCCUGGCAGCUAUCUUGUCCGACAGCGCCAUGUUCACAGGCCCAGUGGUCUUUUCGUAAUAUAUGCUUGGUGAGCUAGAAGCCACGCUGGUGAAUAUUUGAGGUAAAGGGCUAUAGCAAAACUGGAAACCACCAGGCAUAGUUUAUCUAUACUGGCUUGAGAGUUUGGCAUUCUAGUAUAGUGCUUAAAGUUAGUAAAAACACAUCCACCACGUGGGGGAUGUAAAGCAAUAGUUUAGUGUAAAACCGAAUGCAGUUCAGCAGGAGUAUAAGCAGGAAUAUUUGAGGUCCACACACUCAAUAAAUUAGAUACUUUCCUUGUAAUUUAAAAUGCUCACGUGUAAACACCGCUUCAGUGAUUAAGAAUGUAUUUUGCUUCAUCUGUCGUCUGCAGAUGUGAUAGAAAUUGCCCAUGUUGCAAACUUCUAGACAGCCCAAAUCAAUACCAAAGGAACUAGUAAGGAGUGAUGUGGCCUCAUAUCCUGUAUCUUUAAACUCAGUGGGCAUUCAUAAUAAAACACAAGCAUAUUUCAGUGUAGCUCAAGUCUGUUCUUGCACAAGUUGUUGCAUUUAAUUCAGCAUUGCACAGAAAUUCUGUUAAGCUCGUUUCAUAAAGCUCAAUGUGCGCAAAGAGCUUCUUUUAUCCCAUAAUGUGUCAAGGACCUCUGAAAAGCUCAGUGGAAAUGGGUGAGAAGUUUAUGCUUGAACAUGCACUGCAUUCUAAACACUUUUUUUUUGUUUAGUUUUUUUUGCCAUGUGACUUCUGAUUUGCCAUGUACAUUUGCAUGUGUGUAUGUAGCGUGUGUGUGCUUGUGUUCUGAGAAGCACAUGUAAAAUGUCAAAUAUUUUGGCAGCCGUCAAAGUGUGUAAAUACUGCUACUGUACGAUAGAAUAAAAUAUUAGCAUAUAUAGUUUUUGUUUGUUUGUUAAUUUUAAACCAGAUUUUGUGGACAAGGGUGUCGGUAGCAUUUUUGAGUGCUUGCCUCUUUGCCAAAGUGUACAUGUAUUAAACCAGAACUGCACUGUUGCUGGUUUUUAAAAGUGACACAUUAUUAUUGUUAUUAUUGGGAAAGUACUGUUACAUAUUUAUCAUUGUAUGUCAUAUUUCAAGCCUUACCACUUCCUGCUUUUAUAUUUAUGCCUAUGCCUGGUUGUUUUAUGCCUAUCGGUGUGCUAGCCAAACACAUUGUUGAACUUCUGCUAUAAUUUACUGUUCAUAACCUUUUAAAAUGCAAAUCAAACUGUACUGUAAACUUCUAAGCAAACAUUCUUAAGUUAUAUGGACAAGUUGCUUCUUCAUAUGACUUUAAGAAGACAAAUUUAAAGGGUUUAAUGUAUGUAAUGCCUGGGAUAUUCAGGGGUUUUCAUUGUUUGUUACACUUGCUUCCAGUUUUUCCCAAACUUUGGCUUUUGCUAUAGAUUGGUGAUUACAGCAUGGUGCAUGAUUUAUUCCUCUCUAAAUAACUUAAAUGCUUAUUUCAUUAUGUGCAAAGACCAAGAACCACAUUAAUCCAUGUGCCAGUGUUCUCACUGUUAGUAACUUAUAAAUCAUAAGGUUGAGAAUCUUUUUGUUGUUGUACUCCUUUUUUUUAUUUUUUAUUUUAUUAUAUGAAAGAUUCUUUUGUGUAAAGGUACAUUUUAAAUUUGUUAGUUUGGAUGUAAAAUGGAAAUCAAGAUGAAUUUUCUCACAACACUGUUGUACAAUGAGGGAUAUUAUAGAAUGUACUACCCAGAUAGUAAACAUUAUAUUAUGUAGAAACUUUCUUCCCCAGCAUAGCUUUUUUUUUUUUUUUUUUUUUUUUCCCAAUAUGCAGCAAAACCAUUGAUACAUUAUAUAAUUGCUUGAAAUUACAAAUUUCUUUGUAAUCCACUUUUUCGGUUAAGUGUCUUUGAACACAAACAUUAUUUAUUAAGAUCUCUUGCUUGAAUAGACUAUGAAUUGUAUCAAGAAUGCCUUUUUUUCUUUUGUGGGUGGUUUGUUUUUUUUGUUUUGUUUUUUUUUUUGCUUUUGUCUAAUGUAACUGUGCACCCUGACAAUAAAUACAAUGUUCACUGAAA
Puntigrus tetrazona (Sumatra barb) is the source of this 3311-nucleotide messenger RNA. RefSeq names its product solute carrier family 25 member 14 (gene slc25a14). Gene Ontology annotation, cellular component: mitochondrial membrane. The record is from RefSeq and is a predicted model, not a curated record. The coding region runs from base 198 to 1058 and encodes 286 amino acids. Lineage: Eukaryota; Metazoa; Chordata; Actinopteri; Cypriniformes; Cyprinidae. Gene Ontology annotation, biological process: mitochondrial transport. The transcript has 9 exons.